Molecule: messenger RNA, 1638 nt
Organism: Octopus sinensis (East Asian common octopus)
Lineage: Eukaryota; Metazoa; Mollusca; Cephalopoda; Octopoda; Octopodidae
Product: zinc finger protein 271-like
Exons: 2
Coding region: 1-1638 (545 amino acids)
Biological process (GO): regulation of transcription by RNA polymerase II
Molecular function (GO): DNA-binding transcription factor activity; RNA polymerase II cis-regulatory region sequence-specific DNA binding
Source: RefSeq, a predicted model, not a curated record
AUGACCCGUCACAAACAUAUUCAUGCUGGAGACAAAGCAUAUCACUGUGAUAUUUGUGGUAAAUCUUUCUCUCUGAAUACUAACUUGACUAAACACAAACAUACACAUACAGGAGAGAAGCCAUAUCACUGUGAUAUCUGUGGUAAAUCGUUCUCUCAAAGGAGUGACUUGACUAGACACAGACGUACACAUACAGGAGAGAAGCCAUAUCAGUGUGAUAUCUGUGGUAAAUCCUUCUCUUUGUCCAGUAACUUAAAAACACACAAAUGCGUUCAUACAGGUGAAAAUCCAUAUCAGUGUGAUAUCUGUGGUAAAUCUUUCGCUGUUAGAUGUAGCUUAACCAGACACAAACAUACACAUACAGGAGAAAAGCCAUACCAUUGCGAUAUCUGUGGUAAAUCAUUCGCUGAAAAUAGUAAUUUGACUGCUCACAAAUUAAUUCAUACAGGUGAGAAGCCACAUCAGUGUGAUAUCUGUGGAAAGUCAUUUUCUGUUAGAUUUAGCUUAACUAUACACAAGCAUACACAUACAGGAGAGAAGCCGUAUCGUUGUGAUACCUGUGAUAAAUCAUUCUCUGCUGGAUUUCAGUUAACGAAACAUAAACAAAUUCAUACAGGUGAGAAGCUAUUCAAUUGCGAUACCUGUGGGAAAUCUUUCCCACAAAGUUGUGAGCUGAGUAGACACAAACGUGUUCAUUCAGGAGAGAAAUCAUAUCAUUGUGAUAUCUGUGAUAAAUCAUUCUUUCAAAGUAGUGACUUGACUAGACAUAGACGUACACAUACAGGAGAAAAGCCAUAUUGUUGUGAUAUCUGUGGUAAAUCAUUUUCUCAAAGUGGUGCUUUGAUUAAACACAAACUUACACAUACAGGUGAGAAGCCAUAUCAUUGCAAUACCUGUGGUAAAUCAUUCUCUGUAUCCGGUAACCUGAGAAUACACAAACGUGUUCAUACAGGUGAGAAUCCAUAUCAGUGUGAUAUCUGUGGUAAAUCGUUCUCUGUUAGAUGUAGCUUAACUAGACACAAUCUUACACAUACAGGUGAGAAACCACACCAUUGUGAUGUCUGUGGUAAAUCUUUCACUGAAAUUAGUAAUUUGACGACUCACAGAACCAUUCAUACAGGUGAAAAGCCAUAUCGCUGUGAUAUCUGUGGUAAAUCAUUCUCUGUUAAAUUUCAUUUAACUAGACACAAACAUACUCACACAGGAGAGAGGCUGUUCCAUUGCGAUAUCUGUGGUAAAUCUUUCUCACAAAGUUGUGAGCUGAGUAGACACAAGCGUGUUCAUACAGGAGAGAAACCAUAUCAUUGUGAUAUCUGUGGUAAAUCAUUCGCUCGUAAUAGUCACUUGACUAUUCACAAAUGUACACACACAGGUGAUAAACCAUAUCAGUGUGAUAUCUGUGGUCAAUCAUUUGCUCAGAAUGGUAAUUUGACUACACACAAAUUCAUUCAUACGGGGCAAAAACCAUAUCACUGUGAUAUCUGUGGUAAAUCAUUCUCUCGUAAUAGUCACUUGACUAUUCACAGAUGUACACAUACAGGAGAGAAGCCAUAUCACUGUGAUAUCUGUGGUAAAUCCUUUGCUGUUAGGUGUCACUUAACUAGACACAGACAUACACAUUCAGGGGAGAAUCCAUAA